UUUCAUAAUUCAUUAGUGUACACUGUACAAUGAGCAUAGUACUAUAAUCUAUAUGAGUAAAUCAAUUUUAAAUUCAUACAAAUCUUCUGUUUUCAAUAUUUAUUUGAAUUUAGAAUCAACUUACAAAUUUAGUAUUUGCAGAGUGCAGACUGUGCUACGCUUUUCUUCGAUACUAAUGGCAAACUGGUGGACCCGUGUUGAGUUAUUGAAAGGUAAUCAUGCCUGAUGCAUUUAAGUUGAAAGUUCAAACGCUUAGUACUCUAGUUGAGUUGCAUUGAAUUCCUGGUGGAUGCCAGGUGUCAGUUUAAGGCUUAAAAACUUUGAAGUGAAGGAAUGGAAGAAGUGUACAAAAUACAGAUUCCAGAAAUUAAAUAUGUAUUGGGUUUUGUCUUUGGAGAUUAGGUUUGUUUAGGUUUUAAUAUUUAUUUUCUCAAACCAAAGUACAACUUUGUAAAUACUUUAGAUUUUAAUUGUACUUGUAGUUCUUGGAAGGCAUUCAUUGUAACAUUGGAGCAACUAUCUGCUAUUUAUGUAAUGCUUGUAAUAAUUUUCUCUCUUAAAAAAAUAAACAUAAAAAAUAUGGUAAGGGUCAAAAUGAUUUGAAGUUUAAAUAUUUAAAAAAAACUACACCAUGACUUUAGCAGAAGCUAAAAAAGAUGGUGAAAAUGUCACACUCAGCUCUCAUUUUCUAAUUAAAAAAUCACAAUACAAGUUGUUUUAGUUGAAGCACAUCUGCUUCUGCUAAAAUUUUUCAGUAAACAACAUUUCUUUAUGUGAUUCAGUUUAAAGAAGAAUGUGAUCAGUCUGUGAGCUAUGAAUAUGAAUAUCUCAAUUUAUCUGAAGAUGAGGUAUAAACAAAAAUAUAUGUUGAUUCUAAGUUAGAGCUUUGCCAAUCCAUUGAGACAAUAGAAGAUUUUGGCUAAAUGGAAUUUUAUCAUCAUAGACACCUGUGACCUUUUUAAUGUAUUAAAUCUGUUUUAAGAUAUUUUUAAUAUUUACUCUUAGUUGGUCUAGUUUAACAAUAAUAAUAAAUCAUUUAUUUGCAACAAAGUGGUACAUUUAUAUCGAUCAAUUAUAAAAAUCCACACAAAAAUAGGCAAAUGUCACAUUAAUUUUUAUUUUAUUUUUAGAUACAUAUGUUAAACAGGUUUUAACAGUGCUAAUGUAUUUAUUUUUAUUCUGUUGAAUAACGAUGUUUUGUUUGGGCUCUAGAACUAAUUUGAACUAUAACAGCAUCACUUCUAGAGUAUGUCGAGAGUGCAACAGACUUCGAUUUCUCCAGGGCGAACUGUACCGUUCAAGGCCUAGGUGUGCAUACGCACCCUGACUGGGACUGUUGAAGCGAGUAUAACCCACUCAUUCAAUAUUGGGCUAUACAGCGAUUCGGUCGGUUCCGCAAAAAGGCUUAAUUGAUCAUUUCAUUUGAAUUAUAUACAAUGUCGUUUUUGACGGAAAAAACAGGUUUCAAAACGGUUCGUUCAUUCCACGAUCACGACCCCUCCUUCCCGACAAAAAACCCGGUAUGAGGCCCCGACAAGUCUUAACGGAUCGGGAUGAUCCAAUGACGAUAGCUGUCAACAAAAGGAUUGCCGCCCGCGCGGCCAAGCAAAUCGGCUAAGCCGAGGAGAAGACCUAGGAAAUAGCCCAUUCCGACAUUCAAGACUGAUUCGAGCUGAGCUGUCAAGGCCCUUCAGGCCAACGGCGAGUUUCCAUAAAAAACAACGAUCACAGAACUAGUGUCUGGUGUCAUUACGUACGUGAGGUUAAUUUUCGCACACUACUUUGAUGUAGCAUUUUCGCACUUAUUAAACGUCAGUUGUGUUAACCCGUAAUUUUUGCAAAAAAGAUCAACCCCGUUCACCUUAAAUUGUCAAAAAGCGAAAGUUGGCUACUUUGCAUAAUGACAAAAUACACAAAUUAUAAGUUAAGUUUGAAGAUUAGCGUCAGUCAAUAAAAUAACAGCGGGUCGUUUAGGCCAACACGAAGGCUGCGCGGCCUCUCGCAUGUGGCGCUCGGCGUGCGCGACACUGCGCGCGACGCACGCAGACCGCGGAUGGGCAGAAGUCUCGGCCGCCUCGGCGCCGGACUCCGAGUGGCACUCGCUCACCAACUGCGUGGCCUACCAGGCCGGGGUCUGGCAAGGCCUGGUGCUCAAAGGGAUGGAGGACGCCACUCACCCGGCCGCCUUCCGCCUCGCAGUCGUGCUCCGGCACACGCCGCCCGAGCUGGCGCUCAGGCUGGUGGCCGAAAAGUUGAGGACGCACCCGCAGGCGCAAGAGCUCACGUCGUACAUCGUCUCCCUCUUGACGGACGACUCCCCCUGGUGCGAGUGCAACGCAGACGACUCUCAGUACACCGCUCCUCUCAGAGACCUGCUGCUGUUCGGUGACUGCGAGACCGCGGUGCUGGCCGCGUCCCGAGAGGAGUACGACGCCCACGCCAAGAGGCAGAGGGCCGCCUACAGCACCAUUGCUCCUCGUCACUACGUGGAGCUCAGAAUCAAGAUACUGAACCAGCUGAUCCAAUUGCCGAAGAUCUACCAGACCCCGGAGUUCGAAUGCUUCGAAAGCGCCGCGAGGGAAAACGUCGACAGAGAGAUAUGCACUCUUCGAGAACAUCUUCUCACCGGAAGACAUGACUAGCAGUAUUGGACUCCACAAGAUUAGGAGCCACUUUCCUAAUCUUGGUGUAGAAAGGACUAUUAUUCGGAGGUGUUGUACACUAUCGAAAACAGUGAGAGUGAUUAAGGCUUAUUGAGUACUAAGUGUAUGUGAGUGGCAAGUAUUGGUAUUGACAAGGCAAGAUGACAGACCGUUCUUUAUGAUGGGUUUUCCUAUCAGUUUAGAUGAUUUUGAAGAUCUGUGAAGUUAUACUUGUCUAACAUUAUCUAUAGCUUAGCCACAGAAGACUGAUCACUUAAUAUAGGCAUAUAAAGAACUUUAAAAAGGUAACUGAUAUAGAUAUAUCUAUCUGAUAGAUAUCUCUAUAUCUAUAGAUAUCUAUCUGAUACCAAAAAAAUUUAAAAUGCCUAUUUAGCUGUAGACCCUAGAGGUCUGUAGUAUACCUCAUAUUAUUUAUUUAUACUCAUUUAGUAAAUUUACCGCAAAAAGCUUACUUAUUAAGAUAUAAGUUAUGUUUAAUAAGAGAAUUCUAAAGAUAAUUAUAGAAUGUGUAUUAACUUUUAAAUUAAAGUUAUAGUUAAUAAUAUAUAAAAAAAUAGGUAUUAAUUAAAUUAUAGGUAGGUGUGUAGCCCAUCUUUGUAGACUAAUAAAUAUUUGAUGUUC
Pieris napi is the source of this 3284-nucleotide messenger RNA. RefSeq lists its product as uncharacterized. Bases 2004 to 2642 code for a protein of 212 amino acids. The transcript has 6 exons. The record is from RefSeq and is a predicted model, not a curated record. NCBI's taxonomy places the organism in Eukaryota, Metazoa, Arthropoda, Insecta, Lepidoptera, Pieridae.